UCUCUCACACCUAACGAAGAAGUAGAAGAAAGAAGAAACAACAACAACAAACAAAUAGAUCUCUCUUCCUCUCAAAGUCUCUCCAUCUUCAAAAAUACCUAAACUUCGAUUUCGAUUAACUCCAAAUGUCAUGAUUCCCGAGAAAAAAAGAAAGUUCCGGGAAAAUAGGAUAAUAUAACAAUAAUCCGCCUCGAGCUCCGAUAGAGAGAAAAACGUUCACAAUGUCGGCCUUUGUGUUCAAGAGUACUCUCUUCUUGAUCCCGCUUCUGACGCUACUCAACAUCCCGAGCUGCAGCAAAGCUCGAAUCUUCACCUUCGAGAUGCACCACCGUUUCUCCGACGAAGUCAAGCGCUGGUCCGAUUUAACCGGUCGAUUCGGUAGCUUCCCCCCUAAGGGAAGCUUCGACUACUACAACGCCCUCGUCAUCCGCGAUCGCCUCAUCCGCGGACGCCGACGCCUCUCCGAGUCCGAGUCCGAGUCGGAGUCGUCGGCUCUCACUUUCUCCGAUGGCAACUCCACUUCUCGCAUCAGCUCCCUCGGAUUUUUGCAUUACACGACGGUGAAAUUGGGAACUCCGGGGAUGAGAUUCAUGGUGGCGCUCGACACAGGAAGCGACCUCUUCUGGGUCCCUUGUGAUUGCGGCAAAUGCGCACCUACUCAAGGACCUGCUUACUCUUCUGAGUUUGAGCUGAGCAUUUACAACCCUAAACUUUCGAAAACGAACAAGAAGGUCACCUGCAACAACAGCCUCUGUGCGCAGCGUAACCAGUGCCUCGGAACGUUCAGCACUUGCCCUUACAUGGUCUCUUACGUCUCUGCUCAGACUUCCACCUCUGGCGUUCUUAUGGAAGAUGUUAUGCACUUGACUACUGGAGAUAAGAACCCUGAGCGUGUUGAGGCUUAUGUCACUUUCGGAUGUGGGCAGGUUCAAAGCGGUUCAUUUCUUGACAUUGCGGCGCCUAAUGGUUUAUUCGGUCUAGGCAUGGAGAAGAUAUCGGUUCCAAGCGUUUUGGCGAGGGAAGGUCUGGUUGCUGAUUCUUUCUCCAUGUGUUUUGGACAUGAUGGAGUUGGGAGGAUUAGUUUUGGGGAUAAAGGUAGUUCUGAUCAGGAAGAGACACCCUUUAAUCUCAACCCUUCACACCCAAACUACAACAUCACAGUGACUCGAGUACGUGUGGGGACAACUCUGAUAGAUGAUGAGUUUACAGCUCUCUUUGACACUGGCACAUCGUUUACUUAUUUAGUUGAUCCCAUGUAUACAUCAGUCUCAGAGAGUUUUCAUUCUCAGGCUCAAGAUAAGCGUCAUUCACCGGAUCCAAGGAUUCCCUUCGACUAUUGCUAUGACAUGAGCUCUGAAGCGAAUGCUAGUUUGAUACCGAGUUUAAGCCUCACAAUGAAAGGAAACAGCCACUUCACCAUCAAUGAUCCUAUAAUCGUCAUCUCUACUGAGGGUGAGCUUGUAUAUUGCCUGGCCAUUGUCAAAAGCUCUGAACUCAACAUAAUCGGACAAAACUACAUGACCGGGUAUCGUGUAGUAUUCGACAGAGAGAAGCUCAUCUUAGCUUGGAAAAAGUUUGACUGCUAUGAUAUCGAAGAGACAAAGACAACUCUUGCCGGAUCAAACAAAACGGAGGCGGUGGCUCCGGCAAUGGCAGCUGGAAUAAGGACUCAUAAUAACUCCUCAGAAGAGCUACACAAAACAAACCGAACCAACUCCAAAAGUAGUAGCUCUUCCUCCAACCAAAGAUUUAAAACAGUAAAGCUAUGGUCUUUCUUCAGAUCUUUGUUCAUAUUACUUCCACUUUUAUAAUAGAGUUUGUAGUAGUAGUAGUAAUCUUCUUAAAGUCACUCCAAAAACACACCCAUUUUGUUUGUAUCAUAAAAGAUUAUAGAGAUCAGCCUCUCCAGGAAAUAUAUGUUCUUCCACUCC
Raphanus sativus (radish) is the source of this 1931-nucleotide messenger RNA. Its product is annotated as aspartyl protease family protein 1. The coding region runs from base 222 to 1811 and encodes 529 amino acids. Gene Ontology annotation, biological process: proteolysis. The record is from RefSeq and is a predicted model, not a curated record. NCBI's taxonomy places the organism in Eukaryota, Viridiplantae, Streptophyta, Magnoliopsida, Brassicales, Brassicaceae. Gene Ontology annotation, molecular function: aspartic-type endopeptidase activity. The transcript has 10 exons.